CUCUCUCUCUCUCUCUCUCACACAAUGACUAGUGUGUGGUAAAAGGCAUGGUGCUCCCAGCUCCCUCCUCUCACUCCCUAAAUUACCACCGUGUGUGAGUGACAGCAGCUAUUUCAAAGCAAAGCUGAACUACUAAUUAAAUCCUCUGCUGCAGUGGCACCUCGACUUAACAAAGAGGCCUACAUCUAGAGAUCUCAACAGCCUGCUGCAGUCACGGUCUAUUCAUUAGUUACCGGAAAAGAAGAAAAUGGACUGAUAUAGACUGACCUGGACUACCUGAACUUGUCCAAUAAGACAUGCUUAUUUUCGUUUUCCGUUGCGAACUAUUUUGGUACGUUUUUGUUAUGGUAAGCCCUAAUGAGGCACAGUGAAUGUAGCCAAACUGUGCUAGAGCCCUGUUUGUAAUGUCCUUCUGUGACACUUCUACAUUGUUCUCACUGUGUGACAUGACAUGUCAAAGUAAAGUUGCGAUGACAUGACUUGAGAGAGACUGGACCCUGACGAAGUCACCGCUGAUGAUGUCACCAUGACCUGAUGUGUUUUCUAGGAGCUGAUUGGGCGGAUGCUGCAGGUGAACGUGGAGGCUCGCUACACGGCACAGGACAUCCUCUCUCAUCCCUGGGUCACGGAUGACAACAUGGAGAACAACAUGAAGAUGGAGGUGUCAGGUAAACUGAGGACACACUUCAACACAGCACCAAAGCCCAGCACAACCACAGCAGGAGUGUCAGUCAUCAUGCUCCAAGGCAAUGAACACAGCUCUAGAUAAGAAGAGGAUCCAGCUGACUCGUCGCAGCCAGAGGCCCACAGCACCACCUCCGCCCCCACCACCGCCUGGGAAGAUAGUAGUCCCUCCUGCAGCCAUGCCAGUCAAGCAAGCCUCACCAGUCUCACCCAACWCCAAGCUGCCAGUACCCACCAAGCUGGCAUCACCCACCAAGCCUGCCCUGCCAGAGGAGGAACCCAAGAGUCCUCAGACUGAUGUGCCUGUCCCUGUAUCCCCUCCCAUCUCUCCUUCAACACCUACCAGACCUGUUACCUCUCCCUCUGUCCCUGUCUCUCCUUCCUCUCCUACCAAGCCUAACAUCUCUAUCUAUCCUACCUCCCCUACCAGGCCCAACAACUCUCCCUCUCCUUCCUCUCCUACUAAACGUAUCUCUCCCUCUCCUUCCUCACCUACCAAACCUGUUAUCUCUCCCUCUUCACCUACCAAACCUAUUAUCUCUCCCUCUUCACCUACCAAACCUGUUAUCUCUCCCUCUCCUUCCUCUCCCUCUUCACCUACCAAACCUGUUAUCUUUCCCUCUUCACCAACCAAACCUGUUAUCUCUCCCUCUCCUUCCUCCCACCAAACCUGUUAUCUCUCCCUCUUCACCUUCCAAACCUGUUAUCUCUCCCUCUCCUUCCUCUCCCUCUUCACCUACCAAACUCCAAAUGUCCCCUUCUCUUUCCUCUCCAACCAAGCUCCAUGUCUGUGCCUUCCCUGGGGCCUCUCAUAUGCCAGUUACUUGCCCCUCUGCCUCAUCACCUUCCAAACGCAAAGCCUCCCCCUCUCCUCCUGCCCCUCUCUCUCCCUCCGACCCUCCCUCUCUUUUUACCUGCCCCUCUCCCUCCGACCCUCUGUCUCCCUCUGCCUUUCCCAGCACUCCCUCACCCCUGACCUGCUCCUCUCCCUCCUCUCCCACCCCUCCGGCACCCGUUACCUGCUCCCCCCCAACCGUGCCCCCACCCCUGGUGGGCCUUGACGUUGAAGCUGCUGCUACUGCCAGAGAGCUGUGAGAAAGAAUGACUGGCUGCUGGACCAUGGUCUAAUUUGUACCUUUCAAGCUCCCUUACCUCCACGCGCCGUAUCGCCAGACCUAUGAUUCGCAUGUAGGGGGCUAGAUACAGAUAGAACCUCCACCCCCAGUAACAGUAUAACCGCUGAUAUCCACUGCUGUAUCUUUCCUAGGCUCCCAAGCAGCAAAUGGCAAAAACAAAAAAAYGGCUCCUACAACCUACAGUACAAUCUCUGUAGAGAACCCAUCAUAUCCACGCUCCAAGAGGGAAGUUGAGGUGUUUUGUACAUUUUGGUUGAUUUGUAUGUACGGUAUGUGUGUAUUUAUAUAUGAGCGAUAUGGAGAAAACAGAGCGAGGCCUGGCUAGUUGGUGUGUGGUUUCAGAUGGGGUUUUCUGGAAUUACUUCUGAUCAUGUUUUAUUUAUUGUCUGUGGUUGGUUGGUAGACACGCACGCACACAUUGAUUAUGGGUAGAAGUGUAUUAUUUGGCGGGCUUGCCGUCUGUUUUAAGAUAAACUACUACUGUAGAUGUAUAUAGUAUUGUAUGACAGACACGAGGCAUCCGAAUGAAAGUUGAAGGUUUGAGUUUGUUUUCUUCUCUUGCCUGUAAAGCCUGUUUAUCAUUGGUCCGCUAUGGAGCCUGUAGUGUUUAACUGCUGAACACCAAAAGAGAGACGCAACAGAGUAGAAGAUGAAUAGUGUCAAUGAGGAGAGGUGUGCCUGUGAAAAUAGCUGCCAGAUAGCUGUGUUCAGGGCGGCAGGUAGCCUAGCGUUUUAAGAGAGUUUGGCCAGUAACCGAAAGGUCACUGGUUCGAAUCCCCGAGCCA
Messenger RNA from Salvelinus sp. IW2-2015, 2605 nucleotides. RefSeq names its product serine/threonine-protein kinase DCLK1-like. Lineage: Eukaryota; Metazoa; Chordata; Actinopteri; Salmoniformes; Salmonidae. The record is from RefSeq and is a predicted model, not a curated record.